Messenger RNA from Lolium rigidum, 1094 nucleotides. Its product is annotated as O-fucosyltransferase 9-like. Lineage: Eukaryota; Viridiplantae; Streptophyta; Magnoliopsida; Poales; Poaceae. The coding region runs from base 208 to 912 and encodes 234 amino acids. The record is from RefSeq and is a predicted model, not a curated record. The transcript has 6 exons.
GCUGAAGGCUCGUCGGAUGGGGCGCGGCACCGCCAAGCUGAGCGCAGGGAGGACGAAGGAGCACGGCAGCAAAGGAGGCCGACAACCCAUGGAUUCAGACAUCAACAGCUAAACUGACGGACGCAAAUUUAGUGAUAUUUUUGACGAAGAUCGUUUUAUCGAGACACUCAGACAACAUAUCACUAUCUAUGGAAAGAAUAGAGUGAAAUGGAAAAUGCCCGUGAAAGGAGCUGGAGAGGGAAGUUUCACCGACCUGGUCGAGUUAUCAAUCGUGAGGCAAACAGAAGGGAUGGAAAAUGCCCACUUACUCCUCUAAAGGUUGGUAUGAUGCUGCGAGGCAUGGGAUUUAACAAUACAACCUUCCUCUAUGUAGCUUCUGGGAAAAUACAGAAUGCUGCAAAAUACAUGGUUCCCCUUCGUCAGAUGUUCCCUCUUUUAGAGACCAAGGACACUCUUGCUUUGCCCGAAGAACUUGCUGAGUUUAAGGGGUACUCAUCUCGGUUAGCAGCAUUAGAUUACACUAUCUCUAUUCAGAGCGAGGUGUUUGUGACGACUCAAGGGGGGAACUUCCCUCACUUUCUGAUGGGGCACAGGCGUUACUUGCUAGGAGGGAAUGCAAAGACAAUAAAACCUGACAAACGGAAGGUGGUCUUAUCUUUUGAUGAUCCGAAUAUCAGGUGCAUGCAUAUAUACAUCAACAGGAAACACCAAAAUGUGGUUUUAAUGAUCAUCACUGUAGUUAUACCUCUCAAGGCAUGUUGUACACCUAUUCCAACAAAAAGAAAGAUCGGCCUAUGUUAUAAUAUCAAGAAGGCAAAAGACUGGCUGGAAAGGUACCUCUAUAUAUGUUGCGAUAGCACUUUUAUAGUCCAGGUAAAUAAAAGCACUUUCAUAAUUCUGCAUCGGGCUUGAACAUUCGUUUAUGCACAUAACCCAUCAGAUGAGAAGCAUCCAGCUCAAUACAUUUUUCUUCAUCUUCCAGACCUUGGGAAGAGCUCCCGGGAAGAUAUGACAUUGGGCUUUGUUUCUAGAAGUCUGGAUGGUUAAUCAUAAAAAAACAUUAUCGAAAUGAAUGUGAUUUUCCUUGAGAUGGC